GUUCCACACACACACCCCUUCUGCCCAAAUCUCCCCUUCUCAUCCCCCCCGCCUCACCCCUCACCCCCUCCCUCCCCACCACAGGAAAUGACCACCAAUAACCCGUCCGCCAAGCCCUCCUCCUCUCCCCCGCCGGAGCAGGCAGUGGCGCCUCCCGACAGCACUCUCUCCCGACUGGCCAGCCCGGCUGACGCCAAUCCCGCUGGUAAUGUCCAUGGCGGGCGCCUGCUCUCGUGGGCGGUCGAGUGCGCCUGGACCGCCGCUUGCGCGCACUGGCUGGCGGCCAAUCCCCCGGCCGGCGACCCGGCCGGUGCCAUCCCCCCCCGGCGCCCGCGCCUGGCCAUCGCUCGCUACGAGCAGAUGCACUUCCAGCUGCCGUCCCAGAUCGGCGGCAAGAUCACCCUCAGUGGCAAGGUCAUCUUCACAGCCGAGGGGUCUCCCUGCCCAUCGCAUGCUCACUUCCCGGCCGGGGGCCGCCAUCGGCUGAUGCUUGUUCUGGUGACCACCCGCUGUGUGUCCUACACCAACUAUGUGCCCUCUGGCUCGUCGAAUCCCGAUGGCCCGGUCACCAACACCGCACUCAUCUGGGUCAUGGACAUGGACCCCGAGUCGCCGGGCGUGCCGCCAAUGCUCACCCACCCGCCCGGCUAUGAGACCAUCUUCCUCAUCGGCUCGGUCCUGUUUACUCGCUGGCGCGAUGAGGUGGCCGGCCAGUGGCCCUUCCCCGAGUCCGACUCUGCUGUGGAUGCCCAGGAAUUCGUGUCCUCGAGGCCAGGGCUCGUGUCGCUCCCGGGCCCGGGCCCGAUCGAGCGCUACGUCCACGCCUCGGAUCAGAAGUAUGGCCGGAAGCAGGAGGCUCUCGAGGCGCAAGCCCUCCUGGCCCAGGGCCCCCCAACCACGAUGUCUGAGGCCGAAUUGAGUGAGGCCUUCCCCGGACUGACGUCUCUCAAGCCAGCGGACCGUGUGGCGGCUGGCCUGCUCCCCUCGCGUACUCGUUCCGAGACGGCAUCCUCCCUGUCGGUGCUCACGGUUCCUUCAGACGCGGCCCCCUGGGAGUGGCCGAAUCGCUUUGACUCGGCCCUCCUUGAGGUCCCGGCCCAAGGGGCGGCCUCCGGUGCGGAUGCCCUCCCGCCGGCCGUACACGCUGGGCCUAUCCUGUACCUGAUGGACACGACAGCCGGCAUCGCGGCUUGGCGCCAUUGCCAGGCCCACAUUGUCACCAUCAGUGCCCAGGCCAUUGACUUCCGCCGGACCGUGCGCGUCGGUGAGGUCCUCACCUCCUCGGCCAAGAUCGUCUUUGCUGGGCGCCGCAACAUUGAGAUCAAGGUCGAUGUCUUCUCCGAGUCGCCUCAUGCCCCGACGCCGAGCGGCCCCCAGCUGGCCAUGACCGGGUACUUCCGCUUUGUGGCCCUGGGCCCGGCGACGGCAUCCGGCAAGCUGGCUGCCGAUGUUCCCGAGGGGACCACCGCCAAGCCAGCCCCGGUCACCACCUACCUGGCGCAGCCGGUCAACCCCCUGCAGCUGGCUUGCUUCCGCGGGGAGGAGGACCCGGCCGUCGUCGAGGAGGAGUGGCGUCUGUAUGUGGCGGCCCGGGCCCGGUACCUGCGGUCGACCAGCGACCGGAAGUUCGCCCAAGAGAUGGCUGCCAAGAAGGCGGCCGCGGCCGCAGCCGCGACGGCCGAUGCACCGAAGCAGGCGUGAUCCGGAGCAUCUCCUCCACGCUGAGAGAGACCCCCGCCCCCGUCUCCUCCCCGAUAUCCUUUCCUCUUGUGUUGCCCUCCCCAUAUGGGCUACUUUUUUCCUCUUUUUUUUCCUUGCGCAGCACAAGGUGCACUCUGCCCCCCCCCCCCUCCCCAC
Fonticula alba is the source of this 1857-nucleotide messenger RNA. RefSeq lists its product as hypothetical. Bases 88 to 1701 code for a protein of 537 amino acids. Gene Ontology annotation, cellular component: cytosol. Gene Ontology annotation, biological process: acyl-CoA metabolic process; fatty acid metabolic process. Gene Ontology annotation, molecular function: fatty acyl-CoA hydrolase activity; long-chain fatty acyl-CoA binding. The record is from RefSeq and is a predicted model, not a curated record. Lineage: Eukaryota; Rotosphaerida; Fonticulaceae. The transcript is spliced from 4 exons.